Messenger RNA from Anthostomella pinea, 588 nucleotides. The record is from the annotation of a GenBank genome assembly. NCBI's taxonomy places the organism in Eukaryota, Fungi, Ascomycota, Sordariomycetes, Xylariales, Xylariaceae.
AUGGACAGCGCUCCGCCCAAAGCAGGUCAAGGAGCCGUGCUCGAUCUGGCGAAGCACCCCACAGCGCAAAAGCUGGUAGACCGCUGCUGCCAGUUCUUCGCGGAGGUGGAAGACCUCACGCCAGGCAAAGACCUCGAAGCCCGGCUGAACAAAGACUACGGCCCGGGAAACCCAUACUACGAGGACCUCUGCAGUUACGUCCGGCGAGGCCUAUCCGAGGGCUGGGUGGCCGAGACAGAAAUCAACGGCCGUACGUACCGUCGUGGCAAGAUCGCCCUACCGAGCGCCGAAACGCGCUUUUUUAGUAUUACCGCCGUCUACAUGGAGUCGCAGGAUGUGUUUGCGGGCCAGUACCACCAGCACCCCUACGGCGAGAUCAACUGCGUCGUGCAGGUGGACCCCGUGGACGGGGAGGCGGAGCUGGAGGGCAUGAGCGGGUGGCAGGGCGCCGGGUGGACUUCGCCUGGCCCGGGCACGCAUCAUUAUCCGCGGGUGAGGAGGGGGCCGCUGGUGGCGCUGUUCUUUCUGCCGGCGGGACGGAUUUCGUAUAAGGCGACGCCUGAUAUGCAGCAGCCUUUGUCUGUGUAA